Messenger RNA from Alnus glutinosa, 2626 nucleotides. RefSeq lists its product as uncharacterized. The transcript is spliced from 7 exons. The record is from RefSeq and is a predicted model, not a curated record. Bases 248 to 2347 code for a protein of 699 amino acids. Lineage: Eukaryota; Viridiplantae; Streptophyta; Magnoliopsida; Fagales; Betulaceae.
CCCACCGACGGACUAUUUCCAAACACGCCUCGUCUUUUCCCGAAAACUAUAAAUACUCCUCUUUCUUUCCCUAUUUUGUGCCCUAGAAUUCCUUCGUUUCGCCUCCCACUCGCCGCAACAUCCAAUUUUCCCUCACUUUCCCAUGCUUUCCCGCCGAAAUCACCCCACGACCUCGCCGAGUCGGUCCCAUAUUGCCUGUCUAUGAUCCGUCGCGAUACGUCUCGGAUCGCUUGUCGUUGUCUCGGUGAUGGACGCGGUGGAGUUGCCGUACCCGGUGGACGUGGCGGCGCCGAAGCUCAUGGGAUCGGAGGGGUUCGUUAGGGCUGGGGUUACAGUCAAGGAGGUCGAGGCUCGCGAAUCUGACGGCGUUUCGGUUCUCGUGAGUCCAAUCGAACGGUGCAGCUCUCUUUUGAGUAAAAAAGAUGUUACAACUGUGGUCAUGUCUUCAGAGUCUGGCUCCUGCGAUAAGAUUCCAGAUGCUGCACUUUGUAGGCAUGCUAAUCAGCUGCCCAGCUUUCGGGGUGAAGAUGUGUCUGCGCACCCUUAUGGUAUGGAAAAAAAUUGUCUUUUACAGUGUCCUAGGCCUGAAGAUGUACAGUUACAACAGGUAAAAAGAUUAGUCAGAAUGGAUCCACAGUUACAACGGAAAGCAGCAAAGGUAUCAAGAAGUGGUAGUGUGUGUUCAAAGAGGCCAAGGCUGGCAGUUCAAAUGGAAGAUUCUAUGAGCCUAGCUGGAGUUGAUGACAAAAAGGAUAUGACUGAUAAGCUAGAGUUGAAUCCUACAAGGUGCACCUCUCCAGAGAAUACACAAGUGAUGAAACAAAAAAAUAACUUCAACAAGCGAGGUGAUAAAAGAGGUUUCAAAGUUCCUGCGAAGAUCAAAUAUGAUUCUUCCUCUAUGAAGGCAGGAUUGUCGAACUUCAGUUCAGCGGCUGGAGGGAAUAACUUUUUUGGAGCAUAUGGUCUGAAGUUAGAUCCCCAUGACAUCACAAAGCUUGCGGGUGACCCACCUUUGAAUGAUCUUCUUGAUGGCACUUACAAGUGUUCUAGUUUAGUAAAAGACAAAGGGAAGAAAGCAGAAAACAUAAAUGGUGAUUUUUUGAAUUCAGUUAGAAAAGCAUUCUCUGUCCUGCAGCUCUCAAGGCCUGUCCAGUCCCAAAAUUUUGCGGAUGUAGAGAACUUCUCUGACAAGAAAAUUUCCACAUGCGUAUCAAACUCUAUUUCUUGUGAUAAAGGAGAGUCCUGCACGACAGAUCUAUCUUCAUGUAACAAGAUCCAGGAUUCUUAUAGCAAGCCUGAUACUCCUGCUAAUGCACUUGAUUUGCCAUUAUAUCAACCUAAAGAUAUUUUGAAACGCUUGAUGCUUGCUGAACCCAAGGAUUUGGAGUCUUUGCUCCUCGAUGCGGCCAAGUCUUCUGUAUCUUCAAGGAAUGCUUCUGAUCUACGCCCAGUCAAACAAAUGUCUCGCAAAGUCAGCUUGCCACCAUUUCCAUGGUCACAUACUUAUAGUGGGCAUUGUAGAACUAAUUCUGAUGCAAUUAAAUUGCCUGCAACUAGGAGCACAUGCCAAGGUAGAUGGGUAAGAAUAGGGAAUGUUUCCGGCUCUCUGAGGGUUGCCACUGAUUGUCUUGCAAACUUGGAGUCACUAACUUAUGAUCAGAGCCUGGUUCCUACAGGACUGAGAUCAGAAAAUAAAAUUUUCCCAUCAAUGCCUGUUAGUUUUCCUCGGUGUGAGUGGGAUUCAUUGUCUUCUGCUACAUGUUCAAAAGCUUCUCACUUAUUUCUAGAUUCUGGAGGCAGGGUGAAUUAUCAAGGAAACGCUGAGCAAUGUCCAAUAGUAUUAGCUGCUGCUCAAACUCUGUGUGACAUCGCGACUCAGUAUCUCAAACAAAAUCCAGAUGGAAUAAUAAGGUGGCCAAAGAAGCCUUCACAAAAGGUGAUGAAAGCUCGCAAGCUGAAGUCAAAUGAGAAACUUGAAGAAACGUUUGCAGCAUCCAUUUCUGCAUUGCCAUCUAGCAGUAUGGUAAGAAGUGUGGACCAGCUAAUGUCCUCAAAGAAGCCUAAGCUCUCUAUGAUUGAGAGCAGUAAGGACGUAGAUCAUCCCAAUUGUCUUAGGAGAGGAAUGUUAAAUUGGUCGACUCCCAGAUCAAGCAGAUCAUCACCGAGCAAAUCGAUUAAGGACUCGAUCGCAGAAACUAGACAUUCAACUGCUAGCAUUUUUAAACAAUCAUGUAUGAUGCCCCCACCUGCAAGGGUGGUUUUGGAUAAGGCUUGCAACAACAGUCAACAGAAGGUAAGAAAAUUAUUGCCCAUGGAUUGGAACCGUGGAAGGGACGGGCUCGACUGAUCAAAAUUCCUUCCAAUAAUUGUUGUUAUUCGUCAGUAUCAGCUUUCUGUCUCUCGCCAAAUCGAUUGGUUUGUACAUAUUUAUGAUGUAGGUGGAAAGGAAUUGUUCUAGGGGUUGUUGCUCUAGAUGGAAUGGCAUUGUUGUAAGAGUUCACCUUGGAGGGUGAACAGGAGUCUCAAUGUUGUAACAGUAAAGAAGUUGUACACAGCAGGGAAUUCUUUGCCUUCUGUAGAGCAUUUCAUGAGGCAAUAGAAAUUUACGUCUCACUCUUUCAAAUUA